GCUCGCUCGCUAGGCCACCCGCUAAGGGGAUUCCGGUCCGCGGCGGGGCGCUGGCGGCGCACGAGGGAAGAGGGGAAGGGAGCCGCGCGAGGACGCGCAGCGUCAGGCACCUGCCAAGCUGCUCCGCUCCCUGGCACCCAGGCCAGUAAGGGACAGCUACUGGGUGCUGGCGAGACCAGAUAAGGAGCUGCCGCGGAAAACCAAGAUGUUACAGUGGAUCUUUGGCCUUCAGGGCUCACUGCGGGGCAAAUAAGGUCUCUGGCUGGUUGGCUCUAGGCCACGAGGCAGAAUGACCAUGGAGAUGGCAUACGAGCCCCUCAAUGGCAGCCAAGUGUGGCUGGCCUCUCCCUUUGACCUCAAUGGCUCUGGGGUGGCAGCCAACAGCUCGAACCAGACAGAGCCCUACUAUGACAUGACCAGCAAUGCGGUGCUCACAUUCAUAUACUUCGUAGUCUGUAUCAUUGGGUUGUGUGGCAACACGCUUGUCAUUUACGUCAUCCUCCGUUAUGCCAAGAUGAAGACCAUCACCAACAUUUACAUCCUCAACCUGGCCAUUGCAGAUGAGCUCUUCAUGUUAGGGCUCCCGUUCUUGGCCAUGCAGGUGGCACUGGUCCACUGGCCCUUUGGCAAGGCCAUCUGCCGGGUGGUCAUGACGGUGGAUGGCAUCAAUCAGUUCACCAGCAUUUUCUGCUUGACAGUCAUGAGCAUUGACCGCUACCUGGCUGUGGUCCACCCCAUCAAGUCGGCCAAGUGGAGGAGACCCAGGACAGCCAAGAUGAUCAAUGUGGCUGUGUGGGGAGUUUCUCUGCUGGUCAUCUUGCCUAUCAUGAUAUAUGCUGGGCUUCGGAGCAACCAGUGGGGGAGAAGCAGUUGCACCAUCAACUGGCCAGGUGAAUCUGGGGCAUGGUACACAGGGUUCAUUAUCUACGCUUUCAUCUUAGGGUUCCUGGUUCCCCUCACCAUCAUUUGUCUUUGCUACCUGUUCAUUAUCAUCAAAGUGAAGUCUUCUGGAAUCCGAGUGGGUUCCUCCAAGAGGAAAAAGUCUGAGAAGAAGGUCACGCGAAUGGUGUCCAUUGUGGUGGCUGUCUUCAUCUUCUGCUGGCUCCCCUUCUACAUAUUCAAUGUCUCCUCCGUCUCUGUGGCCAUCAGCCCCACCCCAGCCCUUAAAGGUAUGUUUGACUUUGUGGUGGUCCUCACCUAUGCUAACAGCUGUGCCAACCCCAUCCUCUAUGCCUUCUUAUCUGACAACUUCAAGAAGAGCUUCCAGAAUGUCCUGUGCUUGGUCAAGGUGGGUGGCACAGAUGAUGGGGAAAGGAGCGACAGCAAGCAGGAUAAAUCCCGGCUGAACGAGACCACAGAGACCCAGAGGACCCUCCUCAAUGGAGACCUCCAAACCAGUAUCUGAACUGCCUGGAAAACAAAAGCACAGAGAAGCCAAGCUCUGCCCCUGGGCAGUGGGCUCUAUUCUCAGACCCUCUUCCUCCCACCCAUCACUCUGACUUCUUGAAUAAAGGAUUGCUCAGCAUGAGCCUAGUACAGAGAACAGGGUCAGAGCUGGUCUGAUUGAAUGAUAACAUAUCACAUUGAUCACCUCCCCCUUAAGGUGACAUUUAAAUCCAGGCAGACAAUUCAAAAGUCUGGAGAAGAGGAGAUCACCCCUGGGUAUGACCUUGAGAAAUGCUGAAGCUUAACAAAAAUAGGAAAAAAAACCCUACUCAUGUGUUUGUGUGCUUAAAAACCAAUAUGUAAUCUUGUGUUGUGAUAUUUAUACUUGUAUUAUUCCUAUCUAUUCUUUGUAUAGUUGCUACCUUCAUUUUCUUCAUGCACAUAUGCAAGUAGCAAAGUCAACUGUGCAUAGACAUUCACCACAAUAUGGAACUAAAGAAAUGGACUUAGCAUGAACCCAAUGAACCCUUACACUUCAGGGCUCUCUCUGGCAGUGUGGGCAUACGGUCAUGAUUUUGUUUAAAAAAAAAAAAUGUGAAAGUAAAAUACUUUGGUUUUUUUUUUUUUUUUUUUUUUUCUUUUAGGAGGGGCCCUUUUUAAACUGUAUACACUUCCAGCCUCACAGGAGCUACCUGUGCCUUAGGGUGUUUGCUUCAUUAAAUUCAGGGAAGUUAGAUCAAUUCAGGAGAUGGGAGAAGAUAUUUGGUGGCCCAAAAUAUAAAUCCACGAGAUUCCUCCUCCUCGGUGUAAUCAGUUAUUCGCACACACCCCAGGCCGUCAGCAGCUGUGGUCAUCAGUCACUAUUUAUGAAGACGAAGCUGGCUUUGUGAUAAGACUGCCUUCUCCUUCUCAGGUUGGCUUGGUCUUUAGGAAACCACAGAGAGGAAAAGUCACUAACCUGAAAGGCAAAAAAUAAAAAGACUCUGAUUCUCGUGGGGAAACAAUUUUCUCUCCUUCCCACUGUGAAAAUAAGUGAGGACGAAGCAAAAUUAUACCUUUAUGAGAAACUAUGAGAAAGUUUUUUUUUUCCUUUUAAUGUUGGACACUGCUUUCUAAUGUAACUCAACAACCCCUCAAAGGGUUUUUAAAAGGAUUUUAUACAAAACUAGGCUUUUAGAAAAUCACUAUGCAUAUUAAAGAUCUAAGGACAUUGUUCAUAAAACAAAAACACACAUAUUGGCCAAUAAAUAUUCAGCAUGGGGAGUGUGCAGGUGUAAGUGUGAGUGAGUGUGUGUGUGUGUGUGUGUGUGUGCGUGUUGAAAGGAGCCCCAGCCUUUGGCAGUAUUGCUACCUGCCCUUCUUUGCUGACUGUAUACAUUUCAAGCAUUAUAUGUUUAAUGUUAUGGACUCUGAGAUUCUUCGCACAGAGGACUUUUGUUGCUCAAACUGUAGAGAGGUUUGUACACAAGUGAUAAGAAGGGAAAGUGUCCCAUUUUGUCGACUGAUCACAGUUGCCAGGGCUUUGAAGAAACAUACACCCAGCAUUUGCAAGAUGCCAUCAUCUCCAGGUUUCUAUGAAAGUAUGACUCUUAACAUCUGGCAUAUAGAUUUUACCAUAUUUAAAAAUGAGCUUUCUUCUCCUGACUAUCUAAGCAAGUGCUGUUUGAAGGUCAGAACGACUAAGUGUCCCACCUGUGGCUUCCGUGUUAAUGCACUGCUUUCAUUCCUGCUGCCUAUAUCAUUCACCUCAUUCCCCAAAGUAUUUACUGUGGUUUAAGAAACAUGUUCAAUUUGA
Octodon degus (degu) is the source of this 3181-nucleotide messenger RNA. It is a transcript of the gene Sstr2, whose product is annotated as somatostatin receptor 2. Gene Ontology annotation, cellular component: neuron projection; membrane. Gene Ontology annotation, molecular function: somatostatin receptor activity; neuropeptide binding. The record is from RefSeq and is a predicted model, not a curated record. Gene Ontology annotation, biological process: cellular response to glucocorticoid stimulus; neuropeptide signaling pathway; cellular response to estradiol stimulus. The transcript has 2 exons. The coding region runs from base 290 to 1405 and encodes 371 amino acids. NCBI's taxonomy places the organism in Eukaryota, Metazoa, Chordata, Mammalia, Rodentia, Octodontidae.